AGGACGUCCAGAGAAGUUUGUUCAGAGCCCUCUGGACACUUACCUCCCCCAGGCCCGGGAUAUAGGCAGCCCUGGUGGCCGUGGGCAGUGACUGUCCUGACCUCUGACCUCAGUCUGCCAGGUGGCCUCUGGACACCCUAGGCACGGCACAGCGUUCCCUUUCCCUCUGAUAGAAGUUAGGGGACUGCUCUGGUGGUCCAGUGGUUAAGACUCAGUGCUCCCAACACAGGGGGCCCAGGGUUCCCUCCCUGGUCAGGGCACUGGAUCCCACAUGCAUGCCACAACUAAGAAUUUGCAUGCCACAACUAAGGAGCCCACAAGCCGCAAUUUAAAAAAAAAAAAAAAAGACUGCAUGCUCCCAAUGCACGGGACACAGGUUUGAUCCUUGGUAGGGGAACUAAGAUCAGUUAGAAACCAUCGGGGAGGGGUCACCUGCCCACAGCUUCUUCGUCCUUGGGUGUCCCUGUGGGAGGACGCAACAGGGCUGAACUCAGAGUCACACCAGCUCUCAGAGCCUGGGGUCCCCCAGCAGAACAGGCCCACAGAAGCCCAGCCUCAGGCAGCGGGAUGUUCCCUGUGGCCAGUGGCCUGUGGUCUCUAGAGUGGCGCUGGUGGGCCUGUAGUUUGGGAACAGAGAGUCUCUUGAGGGUGGAGGUGAGGAGGAGGCCAGCCAGGUGCAGAGUGGCUGAGGGGUCCAGCAUGUGGCAUCCGUCUGGUUGGAGGGGCUCCAGCUGGAAACGUGGGGCAAAGAGUCAAGGACGGUGGCUCAGCUGGCACAGGGACCAGAAGCAAGUGCUGCAGGGUCCUUGGUCUGCUCCCCCCGGAGAGGAGAUGACCGAUCCCUUUUGUGUUGGUGGAGGCCGCCGCCUCCCGGGGUCCAGCAAGAGUGGGCCUGGGAAGGAUGGCAGCCGGAAUGAGGUCCGACUUCCCAUGCUUCACGACCCACCGAAGCUGGGGCUGCCAGUGGUCCGGGGUGGGCAGACGGUGCCCAGCCAGGCCCCACUCUGCUUUGACCCGGGAAGUCCAGCCAGUGACAGAACGGAAGGGAAGAAAAAGGGGCGUCCGAAAGCCGAGAACCAGGCACUCCGAGACAUUCCCCUCUCCCUGAUGAACCAGUGGAAAGACGAGUUCAAGGCACACUCCAGGGUGAAGUGUCCAAAUGCUGGGUGCUGGCUGGAGUUCCCCAGCAUCUAUGGUCUCAAGUACCACUACCAGCGGUGCCAAGGGGUAAGGGGCUGCGGCCCGGGGAAGGGGAGGCCUGGGGCCUGCCCUGCCCUGGCUGUUGGCUUGGGGGUGUCCAUGCCUGCCCUCUCCACCCAGGGUGCCAUCUCAGAAAGGCUGACCUUUCCCUGCCCCUUCUGUGAGGCUGCAUUCACCUCUAAGACCCAGCUGGAGAAGCACCGGAUUUGGAACCACAUGGACCGACCCCUGCCUGCGCCCAAGCCUGGGCCAGUCAGCCGGCCAGUUAGCAUCAGUCGGCCUGUUGGGGUCAGCAAGCCCAUUGGAGUGAGCAAACCUGUCACUGUCAGCAAGCCUAUCGGCAUCGGCAAGCCAGUGCCGGUCAGCCGGCCCGUGCCCGUCACCAAGGCUGUGCCGGUCACUAGGCCCGUGCCGGUCACCAAGGCUGUGCCGGUCACUAGGCCCGUGCCGGUCACCAAGGCUGUGCCGGUCAGCCGGCCCGUGCCGGUCACCAAGGCUGUGCCGGUCACCAGGCCCGUGCCGGUCACCAAGGCUGUGCCGGUCAGCCGGCCCGUGCCGGUCACCAAGCCUAUACCAGUCACUAAGUCUGUGCCAAUUGCUAAGCCAGUGACAGUUAACAAACCCAUGCCGGUCACCAAACCAGUGACCAUCAACAAGCCGGGGUCUGUGACAAAGCUGGUGACAGUUACGAAAGCCGUGCCAGCUGCGAAGCCGGUGCCGGUCAGCAGGCCCGUCGCCAUCAGCAGACACGCGCCGCCCUGCAAGGUGGUGCUGCUGACCGCGUCUGAGAACAAAGCUCCUCGGGCCGCGGGGAGGAGCAGCGGUAAGAAAAGGGUGACGGACGGCCUGGACACCUGCCCCAUCCCACCCAAGCAGGCAAGGCCGGAAAACGGGGAGUACGGCCCGUCCACCGCGGACCAGAUCUCGGCCUUCCAGCUGAGCAUGGACCCCAGCAGCAGCCCCCUUUCUCUGGGCAGCGGGCCCUUGGGGGGCAAGGAGGCACCGAGGGCCACGGGUCCCGUGUCCCCGCCCGAGGAGGGUGCGGAGCGCACGAAGCACAGAAGGAAACAGAAAACACCCAAGAAGUUCACGGGUGAGCAACCGUCCAUCUCAGGGACUUUUGGACUCAAAGGUGAGGCCUGGACCCUCCGGGCACCCACGCGGCCGGGCACGCGCGGCAGCCACACCCACAGCCCACACCUGCUCGCCCCGCGUGUGCACGCAGGCCUGGCCAAGGCGGAGGACAAAGCCCGCAUCCACCGCGCCAAAAAGCAGGAGGGGCCGGGCCCCGAGGACGCGCGGAAGAAGGGGCCGGCGCCCACCAGCGCCGUCGGCAAGGAGGUGCCGGCCCCUGUGGCCCAUCCAGCCCCAGGUGGCCCCGAGGAGCAGUGGCAGCGGGCCAUCCAUGAACGGGGGGAGGCCGUCUGCCCCACCUGCAGCGUGGUCACCCGGAAGACCCUCGUGGGGCUCAAGAAGCACAUGGAAGUGUGUCAGAAGCUGCAGGACGCCCUCAAGUGCCAGCACUGCCGGAAGCAGUUCAAGUCCAAGGCCGGCCUCAACUACCACACCAUGGCCGAGCACAGCGCCAAGCCCUCUGAUGCCCAGGCCGCAGAGGGGAGCGAGCAGGAGCAGCGCGAGCGGCUGCGGAAGGUGCUGAAGCAGAUGGGGCGGCUGCGCUGCCCUCAGGAGGGCUGCGGGGCUGCCUUCUCUAGCCUCAUGGGCUACCAGUACCACCAGCGACGCUGCGGGAAGCCGCCCUGCGAGGUGGAGACCCCCUCCUUCCCCUGCGCCCACUGUGGCAAGACCUACCGCUCCAAGGCCGGCCACGACUACCACGUGCGCUCGGAGCACACGGCCCCGCCCCCCGAGGAGCCUGCAGACAAGGCCCCUGAGGCUGAGGACCUGUUGGGCGUCGAGCGGACUCCCAGCGGCCGCGUCCGCCGCACGUCGGCCCAGGUCGCUGUGUUCCACCUGCAGGAGAUUGCCGAGGACGAGCUGGCCCGAGACUGGACCAAGCGGCGGAUGAAGGACGACCUUGUGCCGGAGACUGCGCGGCUCAACUACACGCGGCCCGGCCUUCCUGUGCUGAACCCUCAGCUGCUGGAGGCAUGGAAGAACGAGGUCAAGGAGAAGGGCCACGUCAACUGUCCCAAUGAUUGCUGCGAAGCCAUCUACUCCAGUGUGUCCGGCCUCAAGGCCCAUCUGGCCAGCUGCAGCAAGGGGGACCACCUUGUGGGGAAGUACUGUUGUCUGCUGUGUCCCAAGGAGUUCAGCUCUGAGAGCGGCGUCAAGUACCACAUCCUCAAGACCCACGCGGAGAACUGGUUCCGCACUUCAGCAGACCCGCCCCCCAGACACAAGGGCCCGGACCCCCCAGUGCCCAGGAAGGAGGAGAAGAGUCUGGCUGGCGGGAAGAAGCGGGGCCGCAAGCCCAAGGAGCGGCCCCCUGAGGAGCCAGCCCCCGGGACGCCUCCCCGCCGGGACGACUGGCCCCCAGGAGGCAGAGACAGGGGGGCCCGGGGCUCUGCUGGCCGGAAGGUGGGAGCCGGCAAGGCACCUGAGAAGUGAGCUUGGAGCCUGACAGGUGGGUGGGGCCCGUCCCCACGCUGCCUUGGCCCCCUCUGUCCGGGGUGGGGCUCCGGAGCCUCCUGCCCUCCAGGUCUCCACCCCCGACCCCUGCCUGUUCCUCUGUCCAGCGGGGGCGGCCAGUCCUCUCCCCUCCCCGAAGGUGGCCCUGAUGGAUGCGGGCUGCCACAGGGCACCCUGGGCUGGAGCUCCCGGGAGCGCCGGGCAGCUGCGGAAGUGCAAUAGUCUGGAGGGACCGUCACGGGCCGGGGAGGAAGGGCUGCAGCCUGGGCUUCGGUGCCGGCGUGGCGUGGAGCAGGCAGGUGGCCUUCUGGCCCUUGGCACGUGCACUCCGUGCCCUAUCUGCUCCCUCGGGCCCAAGGCUCGGGGUCCCUGGUGGCCUGUGGCUCUGGGCUGAUGAGGGUACCUGAGCAGCCUCACCUCUUGACCCGACACUGGAACCCCAGCACCCCCAGCUACCUCCCAGGACAGAACCCAAGUCUGACAGCUGCCGUGCUCCCGUGACAGCCUGCCCCCCACCCCCCAUCUUCUGGUUCCCACACUUCUGCUCUACCUCUCCAGGCCCACCCUGCCCUGCUGUGCGCCCCCUUCUGUGCUUGGGCCCCUGCCCCACUGGCCUGUGUCCGUCACGGUGGGGGCGGCAGCCCUGCUCUGCCGUCCCUGGUAGUGCUCCCCCCGUGGGGCCCCGCAGAGGCUCUGCUGCCGCCACUGCAGGGCUGCGAAGGGGCCGCACAAAGUGAGCUCUGGUCUCAGCCUCAAGCUUUGCUAAUGCCGCUGGCCUAGGUCAGGUAGCCCAGUGGGUUUAGGGGUGAGCCAGUCUGGGUUCCAGGGUCACCUGGGGCCCACCGGCGUGUGGGACGGGGACCUAGGGCCUGGCUCGAGCAGUGACCACUGUGGGAUGCAGCCUCUGUCUGCUGGCCUGAGUUGGCCCAUGGCCAAGCUCCCGUGGGAGCUUCCUUCCCCCUUUUUUACUUGCUCCUUCAUUUCUGGUUGUGUGGCCUUUUGAUGUGAGAGCCAAAGGCCGGGGGGAGCUUGGCCAAGGUCACCGUAGGUUGGUGGCAUCUCCAGGGCUCUGUCUUGGCUCCCUUUGGUGCCCUCAGGGCAGCAAGGUCUGUAGGUUGGGUCAGGUGGAGUCCCGGGCACCCUGAGGACACAGCCACGUGGUUUCUGACUUCCUGCCUAGGCCCCACCUUCCAACCAUGGCAUUGCUGGGACAGGGAGGACACUCAGAGCUGCUGGGUUUGGAUGGAGGCUGUUUUCCAUUGGGGGGUGGGGGUGGGCUGAGGGCUCGGCCUUGCCGAUCCCGGAUGAUGUGAAUUUUGAUAGUUGCCCGUGUGCGUGUGUCUCCUGGGUGUAGUGGAUGCCAGUCUUGUUGCUGUGACAAGUAACAAACCUUUUUUUUAAUUCUGUUUUUUAUACAAAAAUCACAACAAUCUGACAUUUUGGUGCUAAGGGUUUCCUGGUGCCGACGGUGGAUCUGGGCGCUGGGCUGGGGUCCCUCCCCUGCUCAGGGAGGCAGUGCUGACUAGGCACCGCUCUGCCCCCAGCUCCUGUCCUCAUGCAGCCCCUGGAGAGGAGGGGCUCCAGUCUGGGCUCUCCUCGCCCUGCAGUAGGGAGACAACACUUUCCAGGAGGCUUUGGGGCCGCACUGCCUGUCUCUGGCUUCUUCCUUCAGCCAGAAUGCUCUGACGCUGGGCGGUCCUGGCCGGAUAUGCUAGGGACGGGGUGUGGAGAUGUGGACCCCCCCCCACACACACCCGAUCUGAUCAGAGGGCGGAGGCCUGGGCAGGUGCAGGUGAUCCAGCACGGAAGGCUGAGGCAAGCAGCGUGGUCUCGGGGUGGCAGGGCUUCCUUUCCUGUGCUCCCGGGUGUCACUGGUGUACAGCUGGUGGAGGCAGAGGUGGGUUGAGCAGCCACAGCAGGGGGGGCUGCCGGGGGGGGGGGGGUGAGCAGGCACGGGUGGGAGCCCCACGCACACUUUGUCCUUGUCACCGAUGGCUGGAGGAAAUUGGACCUCGACACCUCUGCUGGGGAUAGCCGCCUGCCCCCACCUCUCAGGUGGCCCUUGGGGGGCGGGGGCUGGUUUUGGCUGGGGGAAGAGUUUCAUUGUCACCCCCCCGAAGUCCACGUGUGGUCUCCGGCAUGAGAACCCCACCAGAUACGUGGGAAGAGGUGGGGUCCCGGGUAACUUGACGCUUAGCACUUUAACCCCCUUCUUUGUCUUUAAGGUGGGUGUGGGGACUGCUGCCAAAGUGGCUGCUGGGUUGGACCCCUUUCCCUCCCC
Hippopotamus amphibius kiboko is the source of this 6070-nucleotide messenger RNA. RefSeq names its product zinc finger protein 512B (gene ZNF512B). The transcript is spliced from 15 exons. Lineage: Eukaryota; Metazoa; Chordata; Mammalia; Artiodactyla; Hippopotamidae. Bases 568 to 3768 code for a protein of 1066 amino acids. The record is from RefSeq and is a predicted model, not a curated record. Gene Ontology annotation, molecular function: zinc ion binding.